Molecule: messenger RNA, 5110 nt
Organism: Acanthochromis polyacanthus (spiny chromis)
Lineage: Eukaryota; Metazoa; Chordata; Actinopteri; Pomacentridae
Product: serine/threonine-protein kinase PAK 3
Exons: 16
Coding region: 240-1967 (575 amino acids)
Biological process (GO): regulation of MAPK cascade; protein phosphorylation; intracellular signal transduction
Cellular component (GO): cytoplasm
Molecular function (GO): protein serine/threonine kinase activity; ATP binding
Source: RefSeq, a predicted model, not a curated record
AGGGUGGAUGACAUCAUGGGCUAGGGAACAGUGAGCAGCCAGUGAAGCAUCCAGCCUGCCGAACAAGCUUGCUUUUAGGGUCAGGAACUGGUCUGACAAGAGAAUGGCAAUCCUGCCUUUAAACUGUCAUUAGGACUGUACGGCUGACGAUGAAUUCACCACGACUCCAGGCCCAACGGCGAAGCACUGAGCAAGAGAAUGUGAAGACAUAUUUCAGGACAUUGUGAGUGCUACUAAAGAUGUCUGAUAGUGUCGAUAUUGAAGAGAAGCCACCAGCCCCCCCCUUGAGAAUGAACAGUAGUUCCCGAGACUCUUCAUCAGUGAAUCACGCAUCUAAACCGCUUCCAAUGGCUCCUGAAGAGAAAAACAAGAAAGUCCGCCUGCGCUCCAUCUUCCCCGGGGGAGACAAGACAAACAAGAAGAAGGAGAAGGAACGUCCUGAGAUAUCCCUACCCUCAGACUUUGAACACACCAUUCAUGUGGGCUUUGAUGCUGUAACAGGAGAAUUCACAGGUAUACCAGAGCAGUGGGCGCGGCUCCUACAGACCUCCAACAUCACUAAACUGGAGCAGAAGAAGAACCCCCAGGCCGUGCUGGACGUUUUAAAGUUCUACGACUCCAAAGAGACCGUCAACAACCAGAAAUACAUGAGCUUCACCUCGGGAGACAAGUCAGCACAUGGGUACAUAGCAGCAAACACUCUGAACCGACUGCUGUCAUCUGGGCCUCCUGUCAGCCUUAGAACCUGCAGCGCAUUAUUUGACAAGGGUGCCAAAACAUCAUCGACAGAACCCCCGAUUGCUCCACCUGUGUCAGAGGAGGAGGAUGAGGAGGAAGAAGAAGAGGAGGAGGAAGAGGAAGAUGAGGAUGAUGAUGAUGAGCUGCCCCCGGUCAUUGCCCCUCGACCCGAGCACACCAAAUCUAUCUACACCCGCUCCGUCAUGGAGCCACCAAAGCCUCCCACCCCUGUGAAAGAGGUGCUGACCCCACCAGAGUCGCAGGUCCAGCCGGAGAACACGUCCAACACAAUGUAUCGCCAUACCGACCGGCAGAGGAAGAAGUCAAAAAUGACGGACGAGGAGAUUCUGGAGAGACUCAGGAGUAUUGUGAGUGUGGGGGAUCCCAAGAAGAAGUACACACGCUUCGAGAAAAUAGGACAAGGAGCGUCUGGCACUGUGUACACUGCCAUCGACAUAGCCACUGGCCAAGAGGUGGCCAUUAAACAAAUGAACCUGCAGCAGCAGCCCAAGAAAGAGUUGAUCAUCAAUGAGAUCUUGGUGAUGAGGGAAAACAAGAAUUCCAAUAUAGUGAACUACUUGGAUAGUUACUUGGUAGGAGAUGAGCUCUGGGUGGUGAUGGAGUAUUUGGCUGGAGGUUCGUUGACAGAUGUAGUGACUGAGACCUGCAUGGACGAGGGCCAGAUUGCUGCAGUCUGCAGAGAGUGUCUUCAAGCCUUGGACUUCCUCCACUCCAACCAGGUGAUCCACAGAGACAUAAAAAGUGACAACAUCCUCUUGGGUAUGGACGGAUCUGUCAAGCUCACCGACUUUGGCUUCUGUGCUCAGAUCACUCCAGAGCAGAACAAGCGCAGCACGAUGGUGGGAACGCCCUACUGGAUGGCACCGGAGGUGGUGACUCGGAAGGCUUACGGCCCAAAGGUGGAUAUCUGGUCUCUGGGAAUCAUGGCGAUAGAGAUGGUAGAGGGAGAACCGCCUUAUCUAAAUGAGAAUCCACUCAGGGCGCUGUACCUGAUAGCAACCAACGGGACUCCAGAGCUGCAGAACCCAGAGAGGCUGUCGUCUGUGUUCAGAGACUUCCUCAACCGCUGUCUGGAGAUGGAUGUGGACCGCAGAGGCUCUGCCAAGGAACUGCUUCAGCAUUCCUUCCUAAAGCUGGCAAAGCCUCUAUCCAGCCUGACGCCUCUGAUUGUAGCUGCGAAGGAAGCCAUAAAGAACAGCAGUCGCUAGGGUGUGCUCCCUGUCCGCACCCGAGGCUGGAGCCCUGCCUGUGAAGUGUGCGUUCAUGGCAGCAGGGGCUUGGGUGUUUGGGUAGAGGGGCGACAGUGACAGCACAAGGCGGGGUUUGUGUGACUUACCGUGACAGCACAAGGACAAAAGACCCCCAGGCCUCAUAUGUAGGAUGGACAUCUGGCCUUGCAGCCUCUCGGCCCAUGCUGCUGAAAAGACCUUAUCUCCUCGUUUACUUCUCCAGCACUCUGUACAUGUAGAGCAGUCCAUCACAAGUGUGUGUGUGAGUGUGUGGGCGUGUGUGCGUGUAUAGAAACUGUGCACAUCUCUUUGUGUCAAAUGUCUUGUUUGGGAGUCUCCCCAAACCCAAAAAAAAAAGAAAAAAGAAGAAUAGGGUGAAAAAAACUGAAAAGAAAGCAUUUUCAAGAAGAACCUGCAGGAGUGAAGAGGAGAAACAAAACACAAAACUGAAGAGCCCGUGAAUCCCUCCCUGCCCGGCUUUAGGCUCGGUUCUCUUUCCUCUAGUCCCUUCAUGGAGCACCAUCAGACCACACCUGCACCUGCAGUGACCAGCUGAUGUGAGAGAGUGACUCUGGACCCAACCUUUGCCUGCAUGAUCUUCGGCUCUGUGCAGAAACACCGCUACUCCUCUGCAGAUUGUCACAUCUCAAGGUGGCGUAUUUUUGUGUAUGUGUGUAGGUGUGUGUGUGUGUGUGAAUGUGUGAAUGUGUGAAGGGGUGCAGCUACAGGGGAAAAAAAAGUCAGGAAUAAUUUCACAUGACCUAUACCAGCUUUAAACAACUUUCAAUUAUUCAUCUCAUAUCAGUGAGGAGAUGCGGUUUUCAUAUUUCAUUUGAGCUCAUGACGGCUGCCUGCAGUGAGUUCACAGAUUUUCUCUGUAGAACUGGCUGCAUAACAUCAGGUAUAAUGUUCUCAUUAUCUGAAAUAUCAAACCAAAACUAUACUGCAGCAUCAGUCUAUGAUGUGACCUGUGAUAUACAGUUUAAUAUACAUACUUUCUUAUCGGUUUCAGGAGCAAAGUGGUUCCUGUUCAGUCGUUGGGGUUGUCGUUUUUGUGGAUUACACUGAUAUGUAGAUGCCGUGUCACACAUUUAACUAUUAGAAUAAUUAUAGAAAGCUACAAUAUUGAUGCAAGCAUUUUAUUCAACGGAUCACUCUAAAAUGCCGUUUGCAUAAAACUGUAGCAUCUCAAAUAAGAUCAUUCACAGUAUGUAUCUGAUGAAUAAGUGCAAAAAAAAAAGGUAAGACAAAACAAAAUCAAACAGAUGAUAGACAGUAAUCCUGAAUCCCAACAAAAGACUGUGUAGUUAUUUAUCUGCAGUGAGUUGAUGGUCCAGUGCCACAUUUUAUUGCACCCACAGUGCCCCGAGCAUCCCAGUGUCCUCAGACCUUAAGCAGGAUGUUACAAAAUAUCCUUUAGCAGGCAAUUAAUGCAAACAAAACACACUGAUUCAAUAGAAAAUGGACAAACUGCAACAUGGCAUGGAGGGAAAAAGCAAAUUCCUUCAUGUAAACAUGAGCUAUUAGUAAUUCUUGUGGUCUUAUCAUGUUAUACUAAAGAAUAUCUUAUAUGCUGCACAUGAUUGGGUUGCCAACGCAAAUCGAGACAACAUCCACGUCCGCUGAGGCGCUGCCCUCCUCACCCGCCUCCCCCUCUCCUCCCUUUAGUAUCUGAGAUGCUGCUUAGUGUUCAUUUUUUUUGUCUUUUAAUCGUGUCUUAUAUGACUUUUUUUCAUGUGGUCUUUACAUUUUGUAGUGUUAUCGUGUGGCAGAUUAUAGAAGGGGAAUGUUAUCCACUGUGCUAAGUAGUGAGUGCCAUUUUUAUGAUUGUACCUUUGCCCUAUACGAGCACCGAAAACAGAAACUGUGGUAGAAGCUCGCAUUGUUCGCUGACAUUCCUUCCAUGCCUGGUUAGAGUUUAAACUCCCUCCUGUACAGAAGUUAUCUCCUCUGUCGAUAUUCGGUAGCUUCGUCAGGCGUUUCCCAUGUAGCAUCCCUCCUGUGUGCGUGCGCGUGAGUGUGUUUGUGUGUUAGGGGGCUACCUCAAUCUGCACUAGAAGAUGCCUCACUCGUGUUGUCCACCUUGACUCUGAGGUGCAGGGUAGCUGCUUAGUCAUAUUGUACCUCCAUUGUACAGCAGAUGUACAGACGAUGAAGGAGUGACGUUAAGACAGGAGGAUGCAACAGAAUUCAUGCAUGUAAAACAAAACUAUACACUGUAUCUCAUCUUCAAAUAGGUUAAGAUUGUUAGGAUAUGUAUGUAUGUAUGUAAAUAUGAUGGGAAAACCAACCCUACCUUCCCCCUUUUUUCAGAACUAUGUAACUUAAAAUGACAAUAUUCAGGUUGCUCUAUGGUAUGUAUCAAUAAAUGUUUUGCACCCUGGAAAAAGAGAAAACAAAACACACACACUCGCUGUCUCCGCACUCCUGGAUCCACCGCUCCUGUUUGGGCUUUGUCGGACACUCCUUCAUCCGGACAGAGAGCCGAUGAAUGCAGCACUCUGUGUGCGGGCCCACACAGUCUGUCCUGAGUACCACUGCUGAGUGUUAGUAUAUCUGUGUGUGUGCGGUAGGUAGGUAGGUAGGUAAGGAGGUGUGGGUGGCCUGUCAGGAGGCUUCGCUGACCCUGAGGACUUUUGGCCUCUGCCCCAUGUACAGGUCUGAACUAUGAGCACAAAGGUGAAUUUCGGGACAAGAGACACCGCUGACGUGCCCCUUUUUCUGUGGUUGCUCCUGUACAUUCCUAUCUUCUGAAUGUGUAAACCUGUACACGUGGUGUGAAAAUUCCUCUAUUAAUGUGUAUCAAGAGAAUGGAACAAAGACAAAAAAUGUUACUUUUUAAAUUAUUAUCUUUAUUAUUAUUAUUAUUAUUACUCUUAUUAUUGUCUAGCUUUGUAAAACUGCUGAUCCAUCUGGCAUACCUCAGCAGGCCUUUCCCCAACUUUGAAAAAGGACAAACGAGUGACGGGGAAAUGAGGUUUUGGAUAAACUAUUUUUAAUUGUGGUUGAAGCAAUAGACUUUUUGAACUUUGAAUUGUGCAUGGCUGUGUCUUGAGUGUAAAAAAAAACAAAAUAUUGCAGUUUGGGAACUGGACUGAAAUAAAAAGAGGAAGAAAACCAGA